Molecule: messenger RNA, 442 nt
Organism: Staurois parvus
Lineage: Eukaryota; Metazoa; Chordata; Amphibia; Anura; Ranidae
Source: the annotation of a GenBank genome assembly
AGUGGGGAAAAUGCCCCUUACAUUGGUGAUCAGUGGGAAGAAUGCCCCUUACAUUGGUGGUCAGUGGGAAGAAUGCCCCUUAAUGCCCCCCUCACAUUGGUGGUCAGUGGGAAAAAUGCCCCUUACAUUGGGGGUCAGUGGGAAGAAUUUUCCUUACAUUGGUGGCCAUUGGGAAGAAUGCUCCUUACAUUGGUGGUCAGUGGAAGAAUGUCCCUUACAUUGGUGAUCAGUGGGAAGAAUGUCCCUUACAUUGGUGGUCAGUGAGAAGAAUGUCCCUUACAUUGGUGAGCAGUGGGAAGAAUGUCCCUUACAUUGGUGGUCAGUGAGAAGAAUGUCCCUUACAUUGGUGAGCAAUGGGAAGAAUGUUCCUUACAUUGGUGGUCAGUGGGAAGAAUGCUCCUUACAUUGGUGGUCAGUGAGAAGAAUGCUCCUUACAUUGGUG